Punica granatum (pomegranate) is the source of this 1427-nucleotide messenger RNA. NCBI's taxonomy places the organism in Eukaryota, Viridiplantae, Streptophyta, Magnoliopsida, Myrtales, Lythraceae. The record is from RefSeq and is a predicted model, not a curated record.
AUACAAUGUGCUGAUGUAGGACAGUAAGAUCACCGAAAAGUUUCUUUUACUUCUGACCAUAACUGUACUUAUUGGCAUAAGUCUGACUGUAUAAAUGAAUCCGGCGCUAAUGAUGAAUCUGAUGACCCACCAUCCCAGCCCAUGCUGAAAGCCAUUCCACACAUUCCCUCCCUUUCUUCCUCCUCAUCUUCAACAAUGGUAGCUCCCUACCUCAGCCGACCUUCACACUCGACCUCCUCUCCCGCUGCGGCUUCGAUAUUCUUGUUAUCGGCCUUUGUUCUCUGCAUCUCUGUCGCCACAGCGGCUGUCCGGCUCCCGGCCAAUGUGACAGUGCCAGCGGUGUUUGUGUUUGGAGACUCAAUAGUGGACCCAGGGAACAACAAUGAACUCCAGACCAUUGCCAAGUGCAAUUUCCCACCCUACGGCCGGGACUUCCCCGGAGGUAAGCCAACCGGACGGUUCAGCAACGGUAGAGUCCCCUCCGACAUGCUAGCUGAAUUAGUUGGCGUGAAGGAACUGCUACCUGCUUAUCUAGACCCAAAUCUGCAGAUUCAGGACCUCCUUACUGGCGUCAGCUUCGCCUCCGGUGCCGCCGGAUAUGAUCCACAGACCUCAGAAACUGCAAGGGCGUUGUCAUUAUCAGAUCAACUGGAUCUGUACAAGGAAAGCAUUGCCAAGAUAAGAGCCAAGGUUGGUGAAGAUAGGGCAGCCUUGAUCGUGUCACGAAGCUUCAAUGUUGUGUUCUUGGGAAGCAAUGAUAUCACAAACACAUUCUUCGGGCCAUUGAGCGCCCAGGAUGAUAUAUCAUCCUACACUGAUCUCAUGGUGAAAUCGGCCACGAGCUUCAUUCAGGAGCUCUAUGGAUUGGGAGCGCGGAGGAUAGGGAUAACUGGCAUCCCACCGAUAGGAUGUGUGCCGGCACAGAGAACUCUUAGAGGAGGAAUUGAGAGGAAUUGCUUCGACGAUGGAAAUGAUGCUGCCAUCCUCUUCAACUCCAAGCUCUCCUCACAAAUAGACUCUCUCAGCUCCCAGCUCUCCAACUCCAAAAUCGUAUACAUCGAUAUCUACUACUCGUUCCUCCCGCUCAUCCAAAACCCUACUAAAUAUGGUUUUGAAGUAAGCACUAAGGGUUGUUGCGGCACAGGAAACAUCGAAGUGAGUUUCUUAUGUAACAAACUCGACGACCUUAUGACGUGCAUCAAUGACGAGAAGUAUGUGUUCUGGGAUAGCUUCCAUCCCACGGAGAAGGCAUAUAAGGUGGUUCUGGACCAGAUCUUCAAAGAUCAAUUGAGCAAGUUCUUCUGAAAGAACAAUAUAUAUAUAUAUAUAUAUAUAUAUAUUAUAAAUAUAUUGGUAUAAUACAGGAAAAAUGAAUAUUUAUAUUACUUGAUUAGUGGAAGGAAUUUCUUUUGAAUAUCUAAAUUUUG